AUGUCGACUCAGCCCCUCCUACAACGUACAGCAGCAAAACGCAUAGCUCUUCCUGUUCGCGUUGAACCAAAAGUCUCCUUUGCGAACGAACGAACAUUUCUGUCCUGGCUGCAUUUUACUGUCGUUCUUGGAGGUCUUGCUGUCGGGCUUUUGAAUUUUGGGGACAAGGUCGGCCAAAUCAGUGCUGCCAUGUUCUCUGUUGUUGCAAUGGCAAUAAUGGCCUACGCACUGUAUACAUAUCAUUGGAGAGCGGCAUCCAUACGCAGAGGGGGAAAGGGCCCCUACGAUGACAGGCUGGGUCCGACGUUGCUUUGUAUUGCAUUGCUAGCCGCCGUCAUUGUCAAUUUUGUAUUACGGUUCACCCAGGACUAA
Messenger RNA from Marasmius oreades (fairy-ring Marasmius), 372 nucleotides. It is a transcript of the gene VTC1, whose product is annotated as vacuolar transporter chaperone. The transcript is spliced from 5 exons. Lineage: Eukaryota; Fungi; Basidiomycota; Agaricomycetes; Agaricales; Marasmiaceae. Bases 1 to 372 code for a protein of 123 amino acids. The record is from RefSeq and is a predicted model, not a curated record. Gene Ontology annotation, cellular component: fungal-type vacuole membrane; vacuolar transporter chaperone complex.